GUGAGCGUGCAGUAGUGCAUGUUUUGAUUUUUUUUGAAAAACUUAAUAAGAUGUCUGAAACAAAUUCUUGUUUUAACGAGUCAUUAAUAUGUGAAGUAAGGAAGUACCCUUGGUUAUGGAACAACAAGCGGGAAGAUUACCGAGACCAAGCAAAAAGAACCAAUUCAUGGAAAGUCAUAGGAAAUUCCCUGAAUGUUGCUGAAACUUUUGCCAAAAAAAGAUGGGGCAACCUCAGGGACCAGUAUCAAAAAAAAAAAAAAGAGGCCAUUUGCCACAGACCAAGUGGUUCUGGCGGGGAAUCCUCCUAUGGUCAAGUGAAAUGGAAGUACUUUUACCUCAUGACUUUCCUCGAGCCAACUUUUGAACAUGAAAGGCCAACAGGAAACCUAGAGGACGCCCAAGAGGCAUUAGAUGAAUUGAACGAGUCUCAGGCAUGUUCCGAGAAUAGUUUUGAUGCUAGUUUUAAUGAAUCGGCAUCUGCCUCACCAGUAUUAGUCAUGGAAGCAAAUGAGGAAAAACAGAGGCCAAAUAAAAAGCCGAAGAAUAUCUACCAAGAUGAGCUGUUAUCAUGCCUAAAAGGAGCAGGCGAUGAAGAUUCGGAGAAAUCGUCUGAAUAUUAUUACAUGAUGUCGUUAGUGCCAAGAAUGGCAAAACUUCCCCCUCUAAGACAAAGUCAUGUCAGAUUGGCAAUCGAACGAAUUUUUCUUGAUGAAGAGACGAGGCUGUAUGUAUAUUUUUUAAAUUUUGCAAUGUUUCAGAAAUUUUUGAUAUGCAUGCAAAUUCUGUAAAAUUAUCCAUCUAAACGUAAUAUAAAAUUUUAACUUCCUUUAAGGCACUAAAAAGACACAAUGCCACAUUUUUCUUCCUAGACUAGUUUUAUUUUCUAAUUUAAUUAUGAACUACUGGUAGUUGGUUGCUGAGAAAACAUUUGAAAAUGCAGGAGGUUGGCAAUUUUCCUUUAAAUUGCCUGUUUACAUUAACCCAGAUUCAAAUCUUAAGAUAAAAUAUUUUACCCAAAUGUUAA
Uloborus diversus is the source of this 1024-nucleotide messenger RNA. RefSeq names its product transcription factor Adf-1-like. The record is from RefSeq and is a predicted model, not a curated record. Lineage: Eukaryota; Metazoa; Arthropoda; Arachnida; Araneae; Uloboridae. Gene Ontology annotation, biological process: regulation of transcription by RNA polymerase II. The coding region runs from base 51 to 788 and encodes 245 amino acids. Gene Ontology annotation, molecular function: DNA binding. Gene Ontology annotation, cellular component: nucleus; transcription regulator complex. The transcript has 5 exons.